UAAGUGCAGUUUGCUAACCUACCGCCAGAGGACGUCCUCGCGAGGUUAGCAGAAAGGGGUCAAAAAAGGUCAGCAGUCAGGAUGGCGGGGAAUGUGUGGCUUCAGUUUCAUAGAUUAUUUUUGUCUUGAUAAAUCCCUUCAUGUCGUUUCUUAGUCCCUGGAAGCUCAGUAUCUACAUAAGAGACGUUGACAUUACAACCUCAGCCAGCAGAGGUUCAUUUUGAAGAUGUCUGGAAUGCAGGGCAUGCCGGGGUCCUGCCUGUGGUGCACCUGCCCAGAGCGUAUGCAGCAGCUGCUCCCGGACAGCUUGUCGUCCCCGCGGCCGGCGUGGCUGGACACGGUACACCAGGACCUGCUGUACUGCUGGGACUGUGUGCUGGAGUAUCAUCAUGGCAGGGAGGAGGUCAGGAGGGCAAGGCCAGAGCUAGCAAAGGUCUUGACACAGAAGGAAGUGGCAAGACUGGAAGAAACUUUCAUUCUCAGCUUGGAUCAUGAUGACAAUAUGGAUGAUGCUGUUUCCAUGGAAACACUACAUCUACCCCUGUUGGAAGUGCUGAAGUUCCCUUACCUCCUGUUGCAUGAGAAGUUGGCUGCCCUGGUAGAACGUGCUAUCCAGGCCUUGUCCAGGUCCGGCCGGCCCCUGAUUCUGGAGGAGAAGUCAGCAGGGAUCUAUCUGCUGCUGGUACAUCCCAACAGACAGAUAAGAAAAUGGGCUAUCAAGUCAGUGCGCUCCCUGGGCAUGGUCCACCCGCAUCAGUACGAGGAGAUCGAGCCUGUGGUUGGCUGGCUGCUGUCAGUGGUGAACUUUGACCUGUUUGAGAACCCUGGGAUAGCUCUGGAUGUGGAUGACCCCCCCUGCGGGAUGGAGGACUCUGUGGUCCUGCCUCCAUUCCUGUUUGACACCUGUGGCUACAAGGACUACUGGCUAGGCAUCUGCCUCCUGCUGUCCUCCCUGGACCCCUCCACCAUGAGGACCCAGAUGUUUGGGGCCAGGGGACACAGGCACAUCCCUGAUGCAGUCCUGAAUGCCAUGGAGCCACAGCAGGGUAUGAAGGCAGGUGGUUUCUGGCCGGCGCUGCAGUGCCUGGUUGUGCUGUUUGACCGGCUGGGUUCACGGAUCUGGCAGUUCCUGUCACAUGACCCAGCAACAGUCUUCUCAACCAUCACCAAGAACCCACUGUUCCAGACAGAACUUCUCAGGCUGGAAACAUGCCAGGGGAGGAAGAGCAGUGGUGCCAUGGUUUCUUCAACAUCCAAACAAACUCCAACUAAAAGCCAGCCCAGCCAGUUGCCUGCUUCCCCUUCCCUUUUCUUGGAAAGAUAUUCAGUGAAACAGGAGUGUGAUAGCAGCUGCCAAUCAUCAACGAGCUUUCAUAAGCAAGAGCCAAUCAGAGAUAUUGGUACAGGAGAAGAUGACUGGAGCAGUAGUCAACCAAUCACAGACAGUCAAGCUGUGUAUGAGGCUGCUGAUUGGUCCCUGCAUCAGACCAAUGAAGCCAUUGCUCUCAGAAUACCUGAGGAUGACUUUCCAGAGACCAAACUUUACUCCAACAUUCCUGAUGUUUUGACAGACCAAACAAGGGCAACAAAUGUGCAUACUUGUGCCUUUACCUGGUUUAUCCCAUAUGUAAGCUCACUUAUUGAGUUUGGUGAAAUAGCAGGAGAGCACAUAUCAGCGUCAGUAAUGUUCCUUGCUGAGCAGGCAGACCAUACUGAGCAUGGGACUCCCUCACAUCAGUGUAAACUGGUAGAGCAGUGCCUUAUGGUAUUGUUGCAUCUUCUUGAACUGUUGGUGUCCAAAGACAUGCACAGACUGUUGUUGCCUACUUGUAGGAUCUGGGUUUCACUUGCCUUGAAACACUGUACCGGUCAGAAGGUGUCAAACAAGACAAUGUGGUCAUUGGCUAAACACGGCACACAUGGAGUCAACCAAACAUGCCUCAAGCUGCUAGUGAACCUUUUGAAGCAGGGAGUGAAGCUCCGGCAGGAUGACAGAUGUGUGCAGUUUCUGGACAAGCUGAACUUGCAGUUGCUUAGAAAGAGAGGUCCUGAUGCAGGGGACCCGACUUCUGUACUACUGUCUGAGGUUGAUGUGCAGGAAAUGCAGAAGUGCAUGGAAGGGAUUCUGAAGGCAAAAGUAACAUCAAAUGAAUUUUCUGCCAUUGCAAGCACCAGCAAGCAGUCAGUGUCUACCAGGGGAUCAUUAGCAGUAGUUCUGUCUUCCCUACAGCAUGGCCAAUCAGAAGGCACGGAAGUUCUGCCCCAGCCAAUCAAAUGUGAGGAUGACAGUAUGACGUCUCCAUCUGCUGGUCCAUCCAGGGAAUCAUUUGCUUGUGAAGAUGACGAUGUGGACCUUCUUACUACCUCCAGUGACGACAUUGACUUGAGUGAAGCAAUAAAGUCUGUACAGAGAGAAUUGGAUAGUCUAAACCAACUUGAAGUACAGAAGGAAGAAGAUCACCCGUUUGAAGUAUCAUUGUCAGUUAAGGAAGAGCCGAUAGAUGCUCAUGAAGAGAGCAGUAAGAGAACUCCUGGAAUCAAGUCUGGAACUACAGGUAAACCCCAUCACACCAAAGCUGUUAUGGACUCAGAUAGCCUACUACUUGAAGAACUGACAAGCUUAUACAAUGAGAGUGUAGCUCAGAAAGGCUCUCAAGGAAUGUUGAAGGGAGUAUCUCUCACUCCGACUGCAACAAAAAAGUCCAAAGCUAGAACCAGCCCAGCUUUCAACACAGACACAGGAGUACAGAUUAAAACUGAACACCAGACUGGACCCUUUGAUGGGAGUUCCCAAGUGUCUUCAGGUUCAUCCAGACUGCAGGAAACAGAGCCCCCAAUUCAUACUGCACGUAAAUCUUUCCCAUCCUCCCUACCAGUUGUCAACAGAAAUUCCAGUAGAAUUUCCUCAACUAGGGUAGAUACCACCUCACCAGUGGAAAGUACCAAAAUUCGAACUGCAAGGAAAAGCAUCAUGCCUUAUAUCCAAGAUGGUGGAAGCAAGGAGCCUUUACCUUCCAGCAAGAGAAGUGCCAAAGAUAAGACUUCUGACCUACAAAAUGUUUGUGUCAAAUUAGAGAAAGAACCAGCUAAUGUUGGGUGGAACACAGUCAGGGAUAAGGUCUUUGAUCCCUCAGAUUCAGAAGAUUCUAUCAUUCUCAUCAGUGAUGAUGAUGAUGAUAAUGAUGAAGAUGAUGAUGUUAAAGAUGAUGAUGAUGAUGACAUAGAGGACCGAAUGACAAAGCCUGUAAAGAGAGAGCAAGAAGGUGUGCAUGGGAACAGAGUCAACCACCUUCAUUUGGACCUGACUAGCAGUAGCAUGCAGCCACAAGUCCUACUGAGGAAACUCUCACCUCGCACAAUUGAAGCACACACAUCUGGUAAUAAGAGGGUCCCACAACAUUGUACAAACUGGGAAGACUCCACAUCUGACAGUGACCAGGGUGAUUAUCCCAUGCCUAAGGGAAGGAUAGGGAGAAGGAAGAUGUUCAGUAGCAGCAGUGAUGAGUUGUCAGACAUUGACUCUGUCCCUCUAUCUACCCUUGCACAAAUGUCUUCCACAAAGGCAGACAGUGAUAUCAUCAGCAUCUCUGACUCAGAUGAGGAGCCUUCCUCACCAGACAGAGAACCCCAGGGAACAUCAGCCUCUAGAAAUACAAGUAAGGUUGGAGACAGAUGGAAGCAGAAGAUCCUGACUAAGAGGAGGAGAAAUGUGAUCCUGUGUGAUAGCAGUGAUGUGGAGGAGAAUGUGACAAAGCCCAGCCUGCAACAAGCUGUGAAGAUGGAAAAAGACCCACUUGCCAGUCCAGGGAUGCAGCGGAAGAUCAAGUCAAAAGUGAGCAGAUUAUUUGGUGACUCCAGCUCAGAAUCAGAGGGUGAGAAAGGUCACGAAUCAAUCAAGGAGCAGUGCAGAGACAUCCCUCCCUCUGGUACAACAAAUGUAACUAACCAGGAGAAGAGUAGAGAGACUGUGUCAUCAAAAUGCUCAAAUCAAGAAAUGGGACAAAGGCCAUUGUUCAAACCAGAAAAGACCACACCUGUGUCCUCUAGAAUCUUUAACAAACUGUCCCUGAAGUGUAGACAGAUAGCCAGCCAGCAUAGCACCCAGGAUAGCCAAGCCAGCUGGCAACCUGGUCAGUGUAAGAGCCAGCCAAGUGUAAGUCUUGAAAGAAGAACAACCACUAAGUCAGGCAGCACUGUUGACAAGUAUGGUGAUGAAGGCAGUAUUAAACACCAGACAGACAUAAUUGACAGGUUUGCCUUCCAUGCAUCAGACUCAGAGGACUCUACAGGGGUUACAGUGGGCUCUGGGAAAUCAGCAAUAUGGAGCAAAGUGCAGGAAUCCCCUCUUAAGAUAAGUACCUCUGUGGCAAGUAAAAUCAGGUGUCAGCUUUUGCAAAACCAGCACCGGUCAUCAGAUGAUAACCAGAGAAAAGAACAAACUGAUGAUGCCAACAAGGGAUCUCAUUCAUCAAAAGAACCAAAGGAGGGAGCAGAGUUAGAACUAACUGAUAUGGAGCUUCUUGCAGCAGCCGAUGAGAAGAACUCAGGAACAGAUUCCCAGGAGGAUACCCUGGCUGCUUUCCUUGCGGAUGACAAUGCUGAGGACCAUGCCUACCUGAUGGAGAGUAGUGAUCAGGCCUGGAUGGACAGCGAAUCAGAGAGGGAUGAAAGACAGAAGAGCUUCAAUACAAAGAAGUUUUACAAGUCUGGCAGAAAAGAUGUUGAGUCGACAUCACAAGACUCCUCCACUACCCUAAAGAGGAAAGAAAGUCACCUGGAUAAUAUAUCCUCUUCUGCUGUUGCUCCUGGGAGAAAAACAGCAGAAAAUAACACAAACAAGAAGAGGAAAAUAGGAGAUCAGGAAUGCGGUUCUACAAUUACAAGUAAAAGUAGACAUACAAGCCGAGAAGCAGCACAUCCUCUUGCUGAUACUUGGCACAGAGAAGAUGCCUUGGAAGCAACAAACAAUGUUGAGAAUGAUGACAACAUAGAUUAUGAUGAGCCUGUUUACUUUGACUUUGACCUUGACGAGGUUCCAGAGGAGGAACAGGAACAUUUCCUGGCAGAAAAGUUUGCCUCCUCACAGGAGACACCAAAGAAGACAACAGCACAUAAGAAGAAGAGUCAGCACGUACAGGCAUCAAAGAAACUUAUACAUGGAAAAGGAGGGAAAAGGGCAAAGACUGCAGCCAGGCUUCGUCUGACAUCUCGUAGCACCAUGCUGACAGAAACCAUGAUCCAGACCAGGCCACACAGCAAGGUGAACGCAGAUAGGGUGGGACCAGCUCGAACCAGUGCCAGCCAGUCAAGCUCACUUCAAACCAUUACCAAUCAGUCACGUGCUCUUGAAACCAGUGAUGGCCAAUCAGCUAGGAUCAGUACCAACCAGGCAGAACCAGCUCAAACUGGUAGUAACCAAUCAGAAGCUCCAGAAGCUGAACCUGAAAGUGCCUCAGACAAGACCGCAAUCACACAGGUCUCAGCCACUACACCAUUUGCCUCAUACCAGCAGAAACCAGCUGUAGUAAAGAAACCUGUAAUAAAGGAGCUGCCUGCCCCCAAAGUAGAUCCCAGCAAACCUAUUAACCCGGAUUACUUCUUAACCUGCAUCCUGCAGUGGAACCCACAGCAAAUGGAAGGAUCAAGCAGGAAAGAGUUACCCAUCCCUUGCCAUGACCUGCAGCCCAUACCUCAGAUGUUUGGCUCGUUUGACGACUACCUGAAAACAUUCACACCUCUCCUGUUGCUGGAGACAUGGGAAAUGAUUUGUAAAGAGUGGGAGAGUGCCAACUCCAAAGGACCUAUUGCCAAGAUGAAACUUACUGUGGGGACCUGUUUUGAGGCACGAUGUCUUCAACUCAUCCAUACCCAAACCCUGUUGAAGAAACAAGCCCCCAGCCCUUCUGAAGGUGACCUUCUGGUGUUGAGUUCUGCCUGGAGAGGAGACCUUGGACAGGAGGGUCUCACACAGGCAUUUGGUGUGGUGGAAAAGGUGACCAAACAGCCGAAUAUAGGUGGAAGUUAUGAUUACUGGAAGCUGACUGUUUGUAUCAAAGUCAAUGGAACUACCUUCCCUGUGACAGAGGGUCAGACUAUCACUAUCCAGCCAGUGACAUCAUUGGUGGCAUGUCAGCGCCAGUGGAGUGGUCUGACGUUCCUCCACCGCUCCCUGCUGGCCAGGGACAUCCUCCGUCCCAGGGGACCAUCAGUCUUCGCUGUCGACACAGAUCCUUCCCAGAGAGCACAUGUGGUUGGGAGGUACAACCCCAUGCAGAGGGCUGCCAUCGCUGGUGCAGCCCACUCGGCACUUCGGCCCUUCCCCCUGCCCAGGAUCUGUCUGCUACAGGGGCCGCCGGGAACAGGGAAGUCUCACACCAUCGUGGGACUGGUCAAGAAAAUCAUCCAGGCUGGCGAAACCCCCCCAGAUGGUAACCCCCCUACCCCACAGAACUCCAAGCCCCGUGUGCUGCUGUGUGCCCCCUCCAAUGCCGGCAUUGAUGAGCUGGUGCGGCGCAUGAUCCGAGAUGUUCAUGAAGGGGAGGAGGAGAAGGAAAACAAGAGGAGGUUUUAUAAAGGGAACUGUGGGGACCUGAACCUUGUCCGUCUGGGCCGCCCGGCCUCCAUCCACCCAGAUGCACAGGGCUUCAGCCUCGACAACAUCGUGGAAAAGCAACUCCAGUCAUUCACCAAAGAAGUAGAGAGCAGCAAGGAGAGGCACAUUGUGGUGCAGCUGACAGCCCUGGAUGUGAAGAUAGCAGACCUGGAGAGGGAGUGUGGCAUGCAGCGGCUGAUGGGGAACACACAGAAGCAGAGGGAGGUGGAGAGGAAGAGGGACGCACUGCAGGCACAGAGGGACAAACUGGACAAGACAAACAGACAGGUCCAGCUGAAGAAUGAGGAACGGCACAGGGAGGGAACCAAGAUCAGACAGCGGGUACUGAUGGACGCAGAUGUGGUCUGCUGCACCCUCAGUGCCAGUGGAUCCAACAUGCUGGAGCAGGCCAUUACUAAGGCGGGGGUGGCCAGGAGCAUCCACUUUACAUGUGUCAUCAUUGAUGAGGCUGGCCAAUGUAAUGAACUGGAUGCCCUGAUCCCAUUGCAGUAUGGGAUGUCCAAACUUAUCCUGGUAGGAGACCCUGAACAACUGCCAGCAACUGUGCUGUCCAAGAAAGCCCAGGACUUGAACUUCCGCCAGUCCCUGUUUGAGAGGCUGUACCGUGUCUUCAAACCUCGACCAGACAACCCAGUGUUGAUGUUGAACACCCAGUACAGGAUGCACCCAGCCAUCUGUGGCUUCCCUUCCUACAACUUCUACAGUGGAAAAUUGAGAACUGAUAAAGAUGUGGCUGAAGAUCGGCGCCGCUGCAGUUUUAAGCCAUAUGUCGUCUUCAACAUGCUGGAUGGACGAGAGCAGGAGAGCCGUAUGAAGGCCGGGGGGAUCUAUAACCACACAGAGGCAGUGAUGGUGGCACAGCUGGUAAUAGCCCUGAAGGAGAACCCUGCCAUAGACACACGCAACAUUGGAGUCAUCACACCCUACCAGAAACAGAAAUGGCUCAUAGAGACACAGCUCAUCAGGAGUGGUAACAAUCAGGUUGAGGUCGGCACUGUUGAUGGAUUUCAAGGUCGUGAGAAGGACAUUGUCAUCCUGUCGUGUGUACGGGCUUGCAGUAGCUCGGGAAGUAUCGGUUUCCUGUGUCAUCGGCAGCGGAUGAACGUGGCGCUAACCCGUGCCAAGUUCUGUCUCUACGUCGUCUGUCAUGAAGCCUCACUCAGGACUAACCUUGACUGGCACUCAUGCAUGGAAGAUGCUCGGAGACGGGAGGUUCUUGUAGAUGUGAAAGGCCUCGGCUCUGAGGAGGACUUCCACCAGUUGGGUCGAGCAGCCCGGCUCAACGUGAAGAAACUCUGUCCCAGGCCUGGCCCAUCUGCUAUCACUCAUGAGGAAAACAAGCAGGUGCAGGAAAGAAGGGGAGAAAAUGACACCAAGCUGAAGAAAGGCAAGACUGCUAAGGAAAAACCUGGCUCUCAACACACUGCAACUCUGAAGAAGAGUAUGCAAAGUAAAGGAGGUAAAGAACAAAGACAUGAAAGUGACAUUCCAGCACAUAGUAAGAAAGGCAAACACUAUGAGAAGAAAUCAUCCAGAGAUUGUCCAACAUCUUCAAAAGGCAAGACAACAAAUGCAGCAAAGGGCUCCUCACAGGAAGGUAGGAAGUAUGCAGCAGAGGCUGGCAGGAAAGUGUCAGCAAAGGCUAGAAAAGGAGAAGCAACCAAGAGCUCUUCUGUCAACAGUUCAUCAAAAGAGUCUAGUAAAGGACAUGAGAAAGCCAGCAAGAGUACUGGCCACAGGAAGAAUGUUGCUCACAACAAACACAAGACAAGUGAACGAACCUCCACAGUUACAACCAAACAUGGAACAACAGGAAGACACGAUGGGAAGAAGAGACUGCCAGCACAGGGGAAGAACAAAUUGAGCGGAUUCAAAAUACCAAAGGUGGUGGUCACUUCUACACAAGAGUCGGUUCAAAGCAAGUCAGUGAAAGAAACUCCUACAGCCACAUCUUCAGGGAAAGAAACUCCUGCUACAUCUUCUUUGGUGAAAGAAACUACCACUGCAGUGUCUACAAUAAAAGAAACUACUGCCACAACAUCAACAGCAAGUACAUCAAGGGGGCAAGUCUUUCCUCUUGAUUCUAUUCUUGGUCAAAUGUCUUCUGCCACCAAAGAGGAUGAUGUUGUUGCCAAUGGGUUUGGUUCAGGGGCAGGAAUCUCCAAUGAUGAUGUAUCGCUACGUAAUGGCUCCAAGGAGGAUUCACAUAGUGUUCACACAGCUGACAAGGCUAAUUCAGGUGCUGUAGAGAACAGACAGGCACUGAAGAGGAGAGGGGACAAAACUGAUGAUAAUCUCAGGCACUUCAAAAUCCCCAGAAGGAACAGCCAGGAUGUAGUCCAUGUUCCUGCAAAUACUUCUGAUGGGAGCAGACAGUCAAGUAGCCAAGCAAAGAUUGGCACAAACAAUAAUAAGCCCUGCCCUGUGGAUACUAGGGGCCAUACAGGGCAAAGCUCCAAAGUCAUGUCAGACUCACAACAAGGUGGUCACAGGGCUAGGGUUGGAUCGGUGGGAGGGCAGGAUACGGACCAAAGGGAAGUGAACCAUCUGCGAAGAGGGCAGCACGCCAAGCACACAAUACAGCAGGAAAACAGCUCUAACAUUCGAUCUACGAUUGUGUCCAGAACAGAUGCAUCUGGAAGGAUUGUCAGGACCAGGUGGGAAAAGUUAAAGUCAGUUUUGAAAUCACCCACCAGACGGACAUCUAAGAGACUGAAAGUAACCUUUGACUCCUCUAUUGUGAAUACCCCAUCUAACACCCGAGAGUUGACAAACUACUGUGGAAGUUAUGAGGCACGGAUGGCAGAAAUGAAAUCUCUUCCAAACACAACGAGAUCUGAUGUGGGCUCAUUUGUGCCAGAUGAAGCAGACAAUUUCAGGAACACACAAGCUUUCCAAAGAAGGGGAGCUCUGUCAGUUACUGUCAACACACAGUCAGGGGGCAGAGCUGCACAAUUAUCACACUCAGAGUCAGAACUACCAGAACUCUCUUCUACUCAGUCUCCACUGAAAGACCAGGACAGAUCAUUCAACCAUAGCUUGAGAGGCAAUCCAAGCCAGGAGGCUGCAGUUGGCAAUGUAAGGACAGGGGGCAGCUCUGCUAGGUCUGGCAACCAGACAAAACUGACAUCCAGCCAUCAGAUAGCCUCAGAUCCUAGUCCAAGAUCAGGGGCUCAGGGUAACAGGAUCAGGAUCAGCAACUUUGUACCCGCAGCGACAACUCGCAGGGAUUCAAAUGGCACUGUUACAUUCCAGAACCACAUGGCAUCGGCCAGUCACCAAAGGGAGAGAGGGGAGAACAAUAGUAGCUCAGGUACGAGGUCGAACUAUCCCAGUAUUAUCACAGGCCAAAUUGCGAGGAUCCCACACAGCAGUAGCACAUCAAACCCUGCCGUGUCAGGCAACUCCACACGGGACCCACGUCUUGCCCGAGUUCAUCGAGGCGCCAUGAUCCAACCCCCCUGAUCCUAAGUCUAGGUAACCAGAGGCUGUGGAAUGACAGGUCAUGCGUCUUCAUAAACCCAUAAGGCUGGACCAACCUCCUUGGCUGGAUGACAUACGCACCAUGUAUAUCAAGGAGAUGGGGAUGUGGCAAACCAACUGAAAAGGGUAGCUAAAAACUGCUGAAAAGUCUGAAUAUAUCCGGCAUCAUCCAUCUAGUAUUGAUGGAGUGGUGAAACCAUCUGGAGAGUACCUAGGGACAUGAAUUUUACUGUAAGUUAUAAUAUCCUAGUUGUUGAGCAAUAUUUGUUUUAUAUGAGCAACAAGUGGAACUCAUUUAAGGUUUCUCGGUUGGCUAAAUUGGCAUUUUGACCUUCCACUGUUUUCUUAUUAAUGAAUUAA
Branchiostoma floridae (Florida lancelet) is the source of this 10456-nucleotide messenger RNA. Its product is annotated as probable helicase senataxin. Gene Ontology annotation, molecular function: ATP hydrolysis activity; transcription termination site sequence-specific DNA binding; helicase activity. The record is from RefSeq and is a predicted model, not a curated record. Bases 227 to 10078 code for a protein of 3283 amino acids. Gene Ontology annotation, cellular component: nuclear body. Gene Ontology annotation, biological process: termination of RNA polymerase II transcription. The transcript has 31 exons. Lineage: Eukaryota; Metazoa; Chordata; Leptocardii; Amphioxiformes; Branchiostomatidae.